AUGGGCGCCGGGAGGUCAGUUGUGCGGCGUUUAAGAAACACGUGCGAUUAUAAUAAACACCGAAAAUUGAAAAAAAAAAAAAAAGAAAAGAAAAGAAUAACAAUGGAGAAGAAUUUAAUUAUAAAUGUGACCUGCAAUCCACCUGUCAUUUCUAUUCUUGGCCCUGUGAAAGAAAGUACCAUUGAGAAGCUCAAUGAUGUGCUUCCGGGUGCUUGCACCACGACGAACACCGGAAAAGUUCAUUUUGCGUUUGUACGAAAGGAGGAGCCACCACAUUGGUACGGUGAACUUCAGACCCAUUUUGCCAGCGAAGAUAUUGGUCAGUCCCAACUUUUUGUUUCGUUACUCGAUGCGGUGGAGGAGGAGGGUAUGUGGAAGCUGUGCGGCAGCAAUGCGAACGUACAUGAUUAUGACAAGGCCACGCACAAGUUUUUUUUUGUUCGUGCGUAG
Trypanosoma cruzi is the source of this 450-nucleotide messenger RNA. RefSeq lists its product as uncharacterized. The record is from RefSeq and is a predicted model, not a curated record. NCBI's taxonomy places the organism in Eukaryota, Euglenozoa, Kinetoplastea, Trypanosomatida, Trypanosomatidae. The coding region runs from base 1 to 450 and encodes 149 amino acids. The transcript has a single exon.